UCUAUACUCUCUAUACUAUAGAGUAUAGACUAUAGACUACUCUAUUCCGUUCAUUCGCUUGGGAAAAAGCUUGUUCCAUCGCUCGCGGUAGUCGGCGCCAUGGCUGAGCCCGUAAAAGUCCUUGUCACCGGAGCAGCCGGUCAAAUCGGAUAUGCUCUGGUUCCGCUCAUUGCAAGAGGCCAUUUGUUGGGCCCGGACCAGCCUGUCAUUCUCCACAUGUUGGAUAUUCCCCCCUGCAUGGAUUCGCUCAAGGGAGUGGAGAUGGAGCUUUUGGAUGCUGCCUACCCUCUGCUUCGCGGGAUUGUCGCAACAUCCGAUGUGGUCGAAGCUGCGACCGGCGUGAAGGUGGCUUGCAUGGUUGGCGGGUUCCCGAGAAAGGCGGGCAUGGAGCGAAAGGAAGUUAUGGGAAAGAACGUGUCCAUCUACAAGGAGCAGGCUGCGGCUCUGGAGAAGUAUGCUGACAAGGACGUAAAGGUGGUGGUGAUUGCUAACCCUGCAAACACGAAUGCUCUCGUGCUGAAGGAGUACGCACCGGGAAUACCUAACAAGAAUAUCACUUGCCUGACGAGGCUGGACCAUAACAGGGCAUUGGCACAGAUCGCUCAGCGUGUUGGUGUGCCCGUGAUUAAUGUUAAGAACGUGGCCAUUUGGGGAAACCAUUCCUCGACCCAGUAUCCGGAUGUGAACCAUGGCGUUGUCAAGACCGCCGAGGGUGUGGAGAAGAGCAUCAGAGAAGCUGUUGCCGACGAUGAGUGGCUGAACGAUGAGUUCAUCAAGGUCGUUCAGCAGCGUGGUGCUGCAAUCAUUAAGAUGAGGAAGUUCUCCAGCGCUCUGUCUGCUGCUAGCGCUGUUUGUGAUCACGUCUCGAACUGGAUUAAAGGAACUGCGGAGGGAACGUGGGUGUCGAUGGGAGUGUUUUCGGAUGGGUCGUACGGUGUCCCGGCCGGGCUUAUUUAUUCCUUCCCUGUGACUACGAAGAAUGGAGAGUGGGAAAUUGUGCAAGGGCUUCCUAUCGACGACUUUUCGAGAGCGAAGAUGGAUGCCACUGCGGCCGAACUUGUUGAGGAGAAGGCGCUUGCAGAUUCCAUCAUCAAGGAGUGAGGGGAAAAUAAAAAAUAUAUAAUGAACUCGUAGAAUAUUUAUUGUGAGAAUACACAAUUUUGGGAAGUGGGCAGCGCGAGAGAUUUGUUGAACAGGCGGGAGAGGCUUCCAGAAUGAGAAGCGGAGAGAGAGAGAGAGAGAGGGAGAGAGAGAGAGAGAAUAACUGUAACAUUUGUGUCUGUAGAGCGACAUUGGUAGUUGAGGCUUCUGACGUUCGAUUGCGCGAUGUUUAUGUAAAAGAGUAAAAAAAUAAGGACUGU
Molecule: messenger RNA, 1361 nt
Organism: Chara braunii
Lineage: Eukaryota; Viridiplantae; Streptophyta; Charophyceae; Charales; Characeae
Source: the annotation of a GenBank genome assembly